AUGGCAGCCAGGUGCUACCUGACUCGAGUAGAGCAAUUCAGUGCAUGUCAUCGGCUUCACUCGAUUGAACUUGACGAUUCCACAAACCAAAAUGUGUUUGGGAUGUGCAAUAACGCGAAUGGCCAUGGUCAUAACUACAAAAUGGAAGUCACACUCUAUGGCGCAGUGGACCAUAAAACCGGAAUGGUGAUGAAUAUUUCCGAUUUAAAGAAAAUCAUACAACAAGAGGUUGUUGCUCUCCUGGAUCACAAAAAUAUCGAUAUGGAUGUGGCUUACUUUCGGGACAAUAAGAUCGUGUCAACCGCGGAGAACAUUUGCAUUUUUAUAUGGAGGCAACUUUCAACGAAAAUAAAUCAUAAUUUACUUUACGAGGUCAAAUUGUGGGAAACGGAUAAAAACAUCGUUGUUUACCGAGGUGAUUGA
Messenger RNA from Echinostoma caproni, 423 nucleotides. The record is from the annotation of a GenBank genome assembly. Lineage: Eukaryota; Metazoa; Platyhelminthes; Trematoda; Plagiorchiida; Echinostomatidae.